Molecule: messenger RNA, 774 nt
Organism: Aspergillus pseudoviridinutans
Lineage: Eukaryota; Fungi; Ascomycota; Eurotiomycetes; Eurotiales; Aspergillaceae
Exons: 1
Coding region: 1-774 (257 amino acids)
Source: RefSeq, a predicted model, not a curated record
AUGGCCAACGUUAAGGGAUACCGUGUCGGAGACAUCUCGGCCCAGGCGGCUUUUACGUCGGAAAUCGAAAUCGAUGGGCUUCCAUCUCUACAGGAUGUGGUCAACUAUCAGGAGAUUCAUCGCAAGACCAUGGACACUCGACCCGGAAUGUACCUAAAGUAUCUUCCUCAUCGAUACGACGCGGUGAAUGGCGAAUUGCGCAGCGGCGGGGCGUACCUUUUUGACACGCAUGAGAAUGCGGCCGACUACUGGGAUUGGACUGCCAACGUCUUUGAAGUGAACGAACCCAAAGUCAAGUUUUGGAGUCAGCCUUUGUUCAAGACAUCAAAGCGCUUCAUUUGGAAAGUCAUCGGAGCCACCAACUUCGCACCAGUUGAGUCUCACGCCGUCGGUAGAUUCCAGCGCUGGACAUACGACGGGCCCAAUCUUGAGGAUGAGUUGCGACGGGUCUACCCUGAGCUCAAGAAGAGGGCUGAGGAGCAGGGCGCGGCCGCGUUCUGGCUCCUGCAUCAUCCUGCCGAGAAGCAAAUCGGCAUACAGCUCGCUUUCGCCAAGGUUGAAGGAGUCGACCCUGCAGCGGUUGGGCACAAUUCGCUUGCUCGCGCUGCGUCCCAGGUCUCUUUGGACUCCAUCUUUCCGAGCACCAUCAAAGCCCAGAGGAGUGCGGAUUGGACCAGUUUGUUCCUGGCAAUCUGGCUCCCCAGGUCGCGCCUUGCGGGGGGAGCCCAUCAGUGGUCCCCAAUGUACCCUACGCUUCCUAAAGUAGAGGCUUAA